AUGGGCAGAACAGAGAAGGAUUUAAUUCCAACACGCUUCACUGUCACCAACUUUGCUGGGGGCAUCACUAAAACCCAUGGAAUCCUGGAUGUGGAUGUCAUAGUUGGAACCAAAGAGUUGAAGAUUGCAUUCUUCGUGGUAGACACCACUUCUACCACUUACAAUGCAUUGCUUGGUAGGGACUGGAUUCACCAAAGCCUGCGUGUUCCCUCCACUCUCCAUCAGCAACUAGCCCUUUGGAAUGAAGAAGGAUACAUGGAAAUAGUAGAGGCCGAUCCACGGCCAUUUCUACCUUCUGCCAUGUGUUUUGAAGCAAGGUAUUAUCAUGAUGACCUUAGUCCUUUCACAUUCUUUGGAGUCAACUAG
This is a messenger RNA of Prunus avium (sweet cherry), 366 nucleotides long. The record is from RefSeq and is a predicted model, not a curated record. NCBI's taxonomy places the organism in Eukaryota, Viridiplantae, Streptophyta, Magnoliopsida, Rosales, Rosaceae.